Mesoplodon densirostris (Blainville's beaked whale) is the source of this 2614-nucleotide messenger RNA. It is a transcript of the gene CDCA5, whose product is annotated as cell division cycle associated 5. The transcript has 6 exons. The coding region runs from base 107 to 868 and encodes 253 amino acids. NCBI's taxonomy places the organism in Eukaryota, Metazoa, Chordata, Mammalia, Artiodactyla, Ziphiidae. The record is from RefSeq and is a predicted model, not a curated record.
CCCGGGUAAGGCGGGUAACUCGAACGUUUGCCCUUCGGGUUGGCGCGAGCCCUGGCGGCGGCGGCAGCGGCGGCUGCGGCAGUAGAGCUCGAGACCAAGGCUAGACAUGUCCCAGAGGAGAACCCGGUCCGGAGGGGCCGCCCAGUGUUCCGGGCCCAGCGCCCCAACUUCCACUCAGUCUCUGCGGAGGUCCCAGCGGAAAUCAGGCUCUGAUAUCCCAAGCAUCGUCCCGGAAAUCUGGCCUAAGGCACCCCAGGCGGCUCCAGUCAGAAAGCCCAUCGUCCUGAAGAAGAUCGUGGCCCAUACUGUAGAGAUCCCGUCUGUUCAUUCGCCUCGAAGGAGUCCCCGGAUCGCUGUUUUUUUGGAGAAAGAAAACAACCCUCCUAGCAAGGAGCCUACUCGGGAGGACGUCUUCCAGACAUGUAGUGUCCCUGUCACCUCCGCCUCCACUGCUGUGCUGUGCUCCCUGAAUGUUGAGUCCGACUCCGGGGAAGGAGACCUGGACGCCAGAGACUUGGAAAUGUCAAAGAAAGUCAGGCGGUCCUACAGCCGCCUGGAGACUCUUGGCUCUGCCUCCACCUCCACCCCAGGCCGCCGGUCCUGCUUUGGCUUUGAGGGGCUGCUGGUGACAGAAGACUUGGCUGGAGUCUCGCCUGUGGUGGGUUCAAAGUUAACUGAGGUCCCCAGGGUCCCUGUGAAGCCCUGGGCCCCAGACACAACUCUCCCUGGAAUCUCUCCCCCGGCCGUGAAAGAGAAACGAAAGAAGAGGAAGGUGCCGGAGAUCUUGAAAUCGGAGCUGGAUGAGUGGGCCGCGGCCAUGAAUGCUGAGUUUGAAGCUGCUGAGCAGUUUGAUCUCCUGGUUGAAUGAGAUGAAGUGAGGGUGUCCCUGGCCAGACUCCCCUCUUCCCCCUGUACAUAGUCCCCUCUCCCUGUGGAGAAGACACUUGGGGUCCCCUCCCCUGGUCUUGUUACCUGUGCACGCGCUGUUGCUGCACGUGAGGCCUGUCCUCUGGGGGCUGGCACAGCGGCAGCAGCCGUUUCAGCUUGAGGAAACGGGGCCCGCCUGGCCCAGCCCCGCACUGGCGUCCUGUCUGUAGUCAGUCACCUACCAUCCUUUCCCCACUACGUCCCAGAGUAUCCCAGCCUGUUUCCAGUCGGGCCUCAGACUAGGGAGUAGGAAUCACUGGCCCAGCCAGAAGAGGUGAAAGGGCUGGGGGCUGGGGGUGAGAGAGCAACUCUGCUCUUGUGGGGAAAUGUGGCCGCUCUGUAGCAGCCCCACCAGAGAUGGACGCCGAGGGCCACAGCCAGCCUCGGGCUUUCUCUACUGAGUUGCCUCUGCUGAGGCUUGGUUCCCAGCCAUGAGUGCAUCUAGGUAACGAGGCUUGGGUUUCCUCUUAGAUUCUGUAGAUGGUCCGGGAGGACUGUCGCCAUGGAUUGGAGACAAUUCUGUCUGUGAAGAAGAAGCAGGAUAUUCAGCCUAUAGUCUUAAGUUUUGAAGGAGGGAGGGAAGCCUUGGUUGGGUCUCAGACCGUAAAUGUCUGCUGCACAGAAGUUGUGUUUUAUAGUUGUGUGUGCUGUUGCUGAGAUGUUCAGUUAAAUGCAGGCUGAUGGAGCAGUGGCCGCUUGGGGAGGGAAGGUGUCUCCAGACCUCCCAGAACCUGAGGCUCACGGCAUCUGGACUGAUAACUGCAGAGGGCAGGAAGGGGCCCCCUCUUAUCACUCAUACCUGUUUUUUACAAAACAAAAUGUACAGCGUCUAUUUAGCUCUAGAAGAAGAACUUAGGAGUUGAAUGGUCCUGGUGACAUUAGCAUUUCGUAAAGUUCUAGGAAGCUUUUCUCACGUGCCAGAAAGGGGCCAGUGUUGAUAGCAGUUUUAACUUUCAGCUUCCAUAGUGUCCUCUCACAGGAGGACACUGCCUGAGGUAGGUGCUAGGAGUUGAACUAGGGGGAGGGUGAGGUCAUCUCAUCGUCUCUGGGGUUCCCCACUCCCCUAGCCCCUGUUUCUCUUUUCUCAAUAUUGUUAAAAGGUGAACUUGCAAAGGCUGCCCAACCACAACUUCCGCCAUAGCCCAGGCCUUUGUGCCUUUUGAUGUUUACAGGUUCAUGGAAGUAGGGGAUAAGAGGAGUGUGGAGAGGCUAGUGGAGAGCAGAGAAUAUCAGGGAAGACGAGUGCUUGCUUGGUUAGGGUCCCCGAAACAGGCACAGGCCCGGUGGGCGCUAGUUAAACUCUUUGCAAGGCCUACAAGUCCUGAAGAGUCUCGUCCUCGCUGGCUGGCGGGACAGCUCUUGGGAAAUGUCUUAGUCCUGCAGAGUCGGGAGUAGCCAAAUGAUGCUGAGUUGAUGUCGUGACUGCAAACUUCUCUCUGUCCCUGAAAAACUAAGAAUGGAGUUUAAGGGAAAACUGGGGUUUGUUUUUUAAAGAAAACAACAAUUAAAGAGUUUCUGCCUGUUCAUAGACUGUUUCUUUUGUUGGGUCAAAGGCAGAGCUGAAGGUGUGGGACCCAGGAAGCCAUGCCUUCUUUGGGCUGUGUCAUCAGGGCUGUCCCUUUGUAUGGGGGGCUGCCAGCCUGGCCUCCAGUAGUCUGUGGUAGAUCACUCCCACCCCCACCCCACC